AUGGGUAAUGCUUGUGGUAAUUCUCAAUUGACAGUAAGCACUAGCGAUAAUAAGCAGAAGGAAGAGGAAGAAAUGUCUAAUCCUAAAGGUGGUCAACUCUUUCCAAUGGCUAAUUCUCCACAGAGAAGCAGCGCUGGAUCAACAGCCAAUGGUGGUAGAAAAAAGGUCAUCCUAGGCAAAGGUUAUGGAUUAUUAGAUUGGAUUACGUUAGGGACGAAACAUCCAGAUUUAGCUGGGACUGGCGGCAUUAUACGCAAAAUAACCAACGAUGAACUUGCUCGCCAUAAUACUGAAACGGAUGCAUGGACGUGUAUUCGAGGGAAAGUUUAUAAUAUCACUCCUUAUAUGAAGUUCCAUCCUGGUGGUAUCGACGAAUUAAUGAGGAGUGUUGGUUGUGACGGAACAGAUCUAUUCGAUGAAAUUCAUCGCUGGGUCAAUGUUGAAUCGAUGCUCGCAAAGUGCUUAGUAGGUUACAUUAUAGCUGAUGGAGUUGACGGCAAAGAAAAGAAUAAAAAAUCAAACGGAAGCAUGGUUUCCAAAUCUUCGUUAUCUGUGCCGACCCAAUCAAAAGAAAUAUUUGCUGUUCCGCAAAAUAUAAAAAAAUCACCUCCUAUCCCGAGGUACGAUUGGUAUCAAAGUGACAAAUCGAUUACGAUCGUCGUGUAUACUAAGCACAAAGGCUUAACAAAUGAAGAUAUCCUCGUUAAUGUGAAAAAUAAUAGAAAAACCGAUAUAUGGAUUGUACUGGGAGAUAAAAUCCUUCAGUUAUGCUUAGACCUUUUCGAGGAAAUAUGUGAAAGUGAAGUGAAAAUAUCGACAGAGGGCAAUAUUGAAGUGAUACUUUUAAAACAAGAAAUUGGUAAAAAAUGGCUUUCCUUAGGGAAAGAACUGUCAGGACAUCACAAGUUAUUACCAAAAAAUAAUAGAGAAACUUCUUACUUCGAUUGUAAGUUGAUUUCCAAGACUCCUGUUACGCACGAUACUUGGAUUUUUGGCGUAGCCUUACCUAGAGGUUCAUUUAUGCACGUCCCUGUCGGACGUCACCUUAUAAUACAAACUGAAAUGAGUGGCAUGGAGAUUGGCCGCAAUUAUACGCCGGUAGUUUCUUUAAAUCCUGAUGAAGCCGUUAAUAUUUCAGGAAAUGGUCGUGAUAUUUCAUUUAUGAUUAAAGUUUAUAAGGAUGGCGCUUUAACUCCAUUUCUCGGUUCACUUAAAAUAAGUGAGACAAUUAAAAUUAGCGAACACUUGGGAAAUUUUAAAUUUUCACGUCUGGAAUCAAUCGAACAACUUAUUUUAAUAGCUGGCGGAACAGGUUUUACUCCAAUGGUAAAGCUAAUGCGCCAAGUUAAGCUUUUAUUUGGUAAUAAAACGGAAAAGGAUAUCUUGUGGAAAGAUUCUUUAGAGAAUUUGGUUCGAUAUAGCCACGAUAGGUUUCAGGUAUAUCAUACUUUAUCAGCGCCAUCUCCUGAUUGGAAAGGUAAUAACGGUAGGAUUACAAAAGAAGUGCUUCAUAAGCAACUCCCACCACCUCCAGGUGUUACGGAUUUGGACAAACUAUUGAUAUGUGUUUGCGGUCCAACACCUUUUACAAAUAGCAUGGAAACAGCCUUACAAGAACUAGGUUAUCCUUCGGAAACUAUACAUCUGUUUACAUGA
Messenger RNA from Trichoplax adhaerens, 1656 nucleotides. RefSeq lists its product as uncharacterized. The record is from RefSeq and is a predicted model, not a curated record. NCBI's taxonomy places the organism in Eukaryota, Metazoa, Placozoa, Uniplacotomia, Trichoplacea, Trichoplacidae. The coding region runs from base 1 to 1656 and encodes 551 amino acids. The transcript is spliced from 15 exons. Gene Ontology annotation, molecular function: oxidoreductase activity; heme binding.